Coregonus sp. 'balchen' is the source of this 2824-nucleotide messenger RNA. The record is from the annotation of a GenBank genome assembly. NCBI's taxonomy places the organism in Eukaryota, Metazoa, Chordata, Actinopteri, Salmoniformes, Salmonidae.
AUGUAUGAGGCAAAUAUGCAAGAUUUGCUAACACCUUGUAUUGCACUGGUACUGCUUAAGGCUCAGGCUGCAACAGGGUUUCUCAUCGAUCCAACCAAGAACAAAUAUCUAUCUGUUGAUGAGGCUGCAAGAGAACGACUAAUUGGACUAGAAAUACAUCAAAAACUACUUUCAGCUGAACGAGCAGUCACUGGAUAUGUAGAUCCAUACACAGACGCCACAAUAUCUUUAUUUGAAGCCAUGAAAAAAGAUCUGAUCGAGAAAGGCCAUGGGAUGCGUCUGCUAGAAGCACAAAUUGCAACAGGGGGAAUAAUUGACCCAGUCCACAGCCACAGGAUACCUGUUCAUGUUGCCAAGAUAAAAGGCUACCUUGAUGAAGAAACAAAUGAAAUAAUGUCCAAUCCAAAUGAUGGCACGAAAGGAUUCUUUGACCCCAGCACCAAGGAAAACCUAACAUACCUUCAGCUAAGAGAGAAGUGUAAAAAGGAUUCUCAGACAGGACUUUUACUUCUAUCGCUACAUGGAGAAGGUGGAAGUGAGUUUUAUACAGAUGAAGAAACAGAGCAGGCAUUCAAAGACAAAAAUGUGGUCAUCAAUGCAGGUCAAUUUGAAGGCAAACAAGUGUCACUCUGGGAUGUGUUACUCUCUGAAAAUAUUUCAAAACUAAAGAGAGAGCAGCUCUUGAAGCAAUACAAGACAAGAUCAUUGACAAUGGAAGAGAUAAUAGAAAUAGUCAUCAUAAUAAUACAGGAAGUGACAUCAAAACAAAUAAAGUUCAAAGGACUGAGGAAGCAGGUUCCAGCAAGUGAGUUGUAUGAGUCAAGAAUCAUCUCAAAGGAACUCUUCACUCAGAUUAUCCAUGGAGAAGUUACUGAAGAGACUGUUGGUAAAAUGGAAUCUAUUCAAAAGUACCUUGGGGCGACAAACUGCAUUGCAGGAGUAAGAAUUGAGUCCCCCAAAAAGAUAAUGUGCAUUUGAGGCCAAAACCAAAGAUAUACUGACUCCUGGAACUGGAUUUGUCAUUGACCCAGUGAACAACAAGAAGCUCUCUGUAGAAGAGGCAGCAGCUCAAGGUGUGGUUGGAAACGAGUGGAAGAACAAACUGCUUUCAGCAGAGUGCCUGUAGAGGUGGCGUACCAGAGAGGAUACUUUGAUGAGGAAAUUAACCAGAUCCUCGAAGACUCUAAUGGCUUUUUUGACCCCAACACACAAGAUAACCUCACCUACCUGCAGCUUGUGGAGAGCUGUGUGAGAGACCCAGAUACUGGCCUUAGCUUACACGUCAUCGUCAAGAAAGGAGAGUUUUACUUGUUCAUUGAUGAGCAAACCAAGACCCUCUUAAAGUCUUCGACAACAACUACAGUACCUUGCAAAAAUAUUCAUCCCCCUUGGCGUUUUUCCUAUUUUGUUGCAUUACAACCUGUAAUUUAAAUUGAUUUUUAUUUGGAUUUCAUGUAAUGGACAUACACAAAAUAGCCCAAAUUGGUGAAGUGAAAAAAACUUAUUUCAAAAAAUUAUACAAAAAUAAUAACGGAAAAGUGGUGCGUGCAUAUGUAUUCACCCCCUUUGCUAUGAAGCCCAUAAAUAAGAUCUGGUGUUGCACCACUUCAACCAUUUACCUUCAACAUAUGUUGCAUCUUCAAAGUGGUAGGCAUGUUGUGUAAAUCAAAUGAUACAAACCCCCAUUUUAAUUCCAGGUUGUAAGGCAACAAAAUAGGAAAAAUGCAAGGGGGGUGAAUCCUUUCGCAAGCCACUGUAAGUCGUAGGUAAAUUCCAAGGACAGAAGGUGUCUCUAUGGGAUCUCCUCUACUCAAAAUAAAUCACUGAGGAGAGAAGGAGAGAGAUUGUGCAGCAGCAUAAAUCUGGAGCAAUCACUAUUGAAUGCUUCAUGGAGAUUAUACUAACAAUCAUUCAGCAAAAGACUACCACCACAAAAACCACAACAUCUUCAGUGACAAAAUGCACACCACAUGAGACUAAGUCAGAACAAACAACCAUUACCACAACAACUAAAGAGACAAGCUUUCAUUGGUAUCAGGAAGAAUGUCACAGCUGGAGAGCUGCUUGAAUCCAAAAUCAUUGACAUGAAACUCUACGAAGAUCUCAAUACAGGAAAAGUCACAGUGAAUCAAGUGAGUGAAAUGGACUCAGUACGCAAGUACUUGGAGGGAACUAACAGCAUUGCAGGCGUGUAGGUUCAGUCCACCAAACAGACCAUCAGCAUCUACGAUGCCAAAUCCAAAGGUCUUCUGACUCCUGGAACCUCUGUUGUACUGCUCGAGGCUCAGGCUGCCAUUGGAUUUGUCAUUGACCCAGAGAUGAACAAGAAGCUCUCUGUCAAAGAGGCAGCAGCUCAAGGUGUGGUUGGAAUGAGUGGAAGAACAAUCUGCUUUCAGCAGAGAGGGCAGUCACUGGAUACAAAGAUCAAUAUACAGGAAACACUAUUUCCUUGUUCAAGGCCUUGAAAAAGGAACUAAUUGUCAAGGACCACAGAAUUUGCCUAGUUGUAGCACAGAUUGCAACUGGUGGAAUCAUUGAUCCAGGGUAUAGUCAUAGAGUGCCUGUACAGGUGGCGCACCAGAGAGGAUACUUUGAUGAAGAGACGAACCAGAUCCUCGAUAACCCUGACAACAAGGGCUUUUUUGACCCCAACACACAAGGGAACCUCACAUACCUGCAUCUUGUGGAGAGGUGUGUGAGACCCAGAUACUGGCCUUAGCUUACUCAUCAUCGUCAAGAAAGGGGAGUUUUACUUCUUCAAACCAAGACCAUCCUAAAGUCUAUGACAACAACUAAGGCCGGAGGCAAAUUCCAAGGACAGAAA